Molecule: messenger RNA, 1308 nt
Organism: Paramecium tetraurelia
Lineage: Eukaryota; Ciliophora; Oligohymenophorea; Peniculida; Parameciidae
Exons: 4
Biological process (GO): protein folding in endoplasmic reticulum
Cellular component (GO): cytoplasm; membrane
Source: RefSeq, a predicted model, not a curated record
AUGCAAACAUACCAUACUAUAAAAACCUUUAUAAACCAUUAAGAAAAAUUAUCAGAUCAAUUAUCAUUUUAUGAUUAGUUCCUCCUCAUGGCUAUUCAAAGUAUUUCGUUAAAUUGGAUAAAUACAAUAACCAAUAUUGAUAAUUGGUUUGAAAAUAUUUGGUCUUCAUCUCAAACUAAGAUAACGUAAAAAAAUCCCCCAUCGGCAUAAAAUUUUGCUUCUUAAUUUGGAGGUGCAAUAAUUUUAACUAAAAGCAGUGCAUUAAAAUAAGUAGAUAAUGUAUUGGUGGAUUCAGUUGAAGUGUAUAUGAUUACAGAAUGUAAUUAAAAAAUGUGUUUUUUGUUGUAUGUUUAAAAGAAGAGAUUUCUUUAGAAACAAUAACAUUUAUAAAUAAAGAGUUGUAUUCCUCAACUAUUAAAAACUUUUAAGUAAGUUUAUGGAAGUGUUGUUUAUCCGACCAGGGUAUGGGAACUUUUGGGUAAUUUUUAUGCGGAAGACAUAAAUGAAUGGUAAAUUUUCAAUUUGGAUCAACGAUUCCUGAGAUAUUUAAAAAUAUUAAUUGUAGAUUUUCAUAACGCAGAAUUCCAUUGCACUUUAACUCAAAUUAGAGUCUUUGGAAAAACUGUUAUUGGAGAUUUAAUUGAUUCACAUAAGAGAGAUAAGGUUAUUGAACCAGAGACUAAAACUAAAAAUUUAACAUAAGAGUAAUAAGAAAUUAAAUUAAAUGAGGUUUCAGAAGAAGAAGAUCGAUCAAAAAAUGAUACAUGUUCUGUUGUUGAUUAUUUUUACAGCAAUCAAAUUUCGAAAAGAAUUAAAAAUUAAUACAUUAAUGUCUUACCAUAUGAAUCAAGACAAUCACUAUUUAAAGUGACUGCUCAGAAUAUCCUAAUAUUAUCUCAUAAUGUAGAAUUAUUUAAAAAUGAAAUUAAUUAAAUUAAACACUUAGAUAUAUAGUAUUAAAAUGAAUAGGAUUAAAUAAAGGCAUUUUAAUAAUAAUUGAUCACAUCAAUAUCAGAAUAAAAAUUAAUAAAUGAAAGGUUAGAGAGUGAAUUGUAUUUUAUCAAUCUGAAAUUGUUAACCAUGUUCAUUAUACUAGUCGGAAUAACUUCCAUUUUAUUGUUUAUAAGUUUUUGCAAUCAAAAUAAAUAAUCAUCAAUUCAACAAUAAAGAGUAUCUAUUAAAGCUUAAAGUGCAAUUUUUAAAUCAUAGCCUGAAUUGAUGACUCCUAAAUUCAGUGAAAAUAAUGCUAACACUAAUACUACCAAAUAAACAAAAAACUCAAAUGGGAAAUCAAAAAAAUCACAUUGA